Messenger RNA from Condylostylus longicornis, 2593 nucleotides. It is a transcript of the gene Marcal1, whose product is annotated as SWI/SNF-related matrix-associated actin-dependent regulator of chromatin subfamily A-like protein 1. Gene Ontology annotation, cellular component: nuclear replication fork. The record is from RefSeq and is a predicted model, not a curated record. NCBI's taxonomy places the organism in Eukaryota, Metazoa, Arthropoda, Insecta, Diptera, Dolichopodidae. Gene Ontology annotation, biological process: replication fork processing; DNA repair. The transcript is spliced from 2 exons. Gene Ontology annotation, molecular function: ATP-dependent chromatin remodeler activity; ATP binding. Bases 175 to 2514 code for a protein of 779 amino acids.
AAUGGUUAAAAAUUUAAUUUGUUUUUCGAUACUUACAUUGAUGUCAUUUCUGUCUUAUAUUGAGAUUGUUACGUUUUUAUCAUUCUCACUUACGUCAACAUGGAAUAGUUGAAAUAGUUUUGCCGUUCAACUCACAUAUUGAAACACAUUAAAACAUAUUGUGUUGUAAAAAACAUGGCAACAGUUUGUACUCCAGAAGAAAUUGCUGAAAAAAGGAGGAUUGCUGUUGAAAAACUUGCAAAAAGGAAUGUAGGAAAUAAACAUAUAAAAGCUUAUUCGAAGGUUGCUGUUGAAAAAUAUUCUAAUAAUGUGGCUUCGACAGACAGUAAUAUUCUUUCAGUUAGAACUUCAGUUGCGUUUUAUAACAAACAGUCUAGUGUUUCAAGUUCGGAUUUGAAUUCAAAUAAUGUUGAAAAUAGAGGAAAUUCUUAUGAAAAAUUCGCCUUAGCAUUACAGAAAAACUCAAAUCGUCAUGAUAUUAAAUCACCAAUAAGAAGUGCGAUUCCUAUAUUCGGAUCAAAAAUAGUAUGUGAAGUUGCAAUGAUUUCUGAUAACAGAUUUUUUGUUAAACCCAUGAAGUACCAUGAACAACUAAUUAACAUUUUGAAAACCAUUCCUUCAAAACAAUAUGAUGCUAAUACACGUCUAUGGACUUUCAAUAUUUGUGAUUAUGAAAUUUUACAAGAAAAAGUUAUGGCUUUGAGACCAGAAAUUGAAUUGGAACAAAUACCAAAAAAAAUUUUAUAUAUAUUGCGCGAAUCCAAGGAAGAAAUAGAUUUUUCAUUUCUCCCAACAAUUGAGCCAAAAUUAGUAAGUUGUUUAAUGGAAUUCCAGAAAGAAGGUGUAUGUUUUGGUAUAGCAAAACAAGGUCGCAUUUUAAUUGCAGAUGAAAUGGGUUUGGGAAAGACACUUCAAGCAUUGGCGAUAGCAGAUUAUUUCAAAGAAGAUUGGCCUAUUUUAAUUACAACAACCGCUUCAACAAGAAACUCUUGGUUCAAUCAUAUCAAAAAUUAUAUGUCUUCAGUUCGGUGUCAUGAUGUGGUUAAUUUAAAUUCAUCAGAUUUUUAUAUAUAUGAUGCAAAAAUUGUAAUAACAAGCUAUAGUUUAAUGGAAAAACAUGUUGAAAAAUUGAUUGAACGUAAAUUCGGAAUAUUGAUUUUUGAUGAGUCCCACAGUUUAAAAAGUUUUGACGCGAAACGAACAAAAAACGCUGAAAAGCUGGCGAAACUAGCUCAAAGAAUAAUUCUAUUAUCAGGAACCCCAGCUUUAUCAAAACCAGUUGAACUCUAUUGUCAACUAAAAAUGCUCGAUAAAAAUUUUCUACCUUUCAAACUAUUUAGUCAAAGGUACUGUAAUGGCAAACAAACAAAUUUUGGCUGGGAUUCUUCUGGACAAUCAAACCUUGAAGAACUAAAUAUUGUUUUAAAAAAAAAAUUUAUGAUAAGAAGACUAAAGUCUGACGUUUUAUCACAAUUAGCAGAAAAAAAUCGUGAAACUGUUAUGUUGAACCCAGAACUAAUAAGAUGGAACGACGAAAUAAAAAAAAAAUUCAACGAUUAUGAAUACAAAUUAAAAAGAAAUGGGAGUGGAGACAAAGAAAUUCUUCUUACUUACUAUGCAAAAACUGCUGAAAUUAAAGCAAGAGCUGUCUGUGAUUAUUUAAAAAAUUUAAUAAAAGAACAAAAAAAAUUCAUAGUAUUUGCACACCACAAAAUUAUGAUGAAUUCAAUAUCGGAUUUUUUACUUUCAAAAAAAGUUAAUUUCAUUCGAAUUGAUGGCACAACGAAACCUGAAGUACGAGAUGAAAACGUUAGAAAAUUCCAAACAAAUAAUUUAUGCAGAGUAGCUUUAUUGUCACUUCACGCUUGUAAUGCAGGUAUAACAUUAACUGCAGCUGAUUUAGUAAUUUUUGCAGAAUUAGACUGGAAUCCCAGUACAUUGGCACAAGCUGAAAGCCGUGCACAUAGGAUUGGUCAAAAAAAUACAGUAACAUGUCGUUAUUUAUUAGCUGAAAAUACUGCUGAUACCACAAUAUGGAAAAUGUUAAAAGAAAAGCAGAAUGUUUUAAGACAUGCUGGCUUGUUUUCUGAAAAUUUACAGAACGCUGAACAUAGUUUGGCACCUAGCUCUAGUCCAAAAAUUGAUAGAUAUUUAACUCCAACGAAAAGAAAACUUGAAGACUUUAAUGAACCUUUAUCCCUAACAUCUGUUGCAAAAAAUUAUGAAGCACAAAAGAAACCUAAGACUUUUAGUAAUUUAGAAAGUGCAAAAGUAUUAAACAAAACAAUAGGAUCGGGUUGCAAUGAGAACUGUACAAUUGAUGAUAGAGAAAACAAGUCAAAAACUAGCACAGAAACUGGGGGCGCUAGUGACUACGAAUACUUAUUUAAUGAACUUGAUGAUGCAGAUAUUCCAAGAACUCCUAUAUCAACUAAGGAUUUGAAAAAUGAGAAAGAAUAUGAUAGUUAUUUCAACGAAUUGGAAGAUGAUGACUUCGCCAAUUUAAUAUUUUAAAUUUUUCUUUUCACUUUACGUUUAGCUUUGUCAUUUUUUAAAUCUUGAUGAGAAUAAAUAAAUAAUCUGUACAUAUGUA